Messenger RNA from Lytechinus pictus (painted urchin), 7080 nucleotides. RefSeq names its product plexin-A4-like. Gene Ontology annotation, biological process: semaphorin-plexin signaling pathway involved in axon guidance; regulation of cell migration. The transcript has 36 exons. Gene Ontology annotation, cellular component: plasma membrane; semaphorin receptor complex. The record is from RefSeq and is a predicted model, not a curated record. NCBI's taxonomy places the organism in Eukaryota, Metazoa, Echinodermata, Echinoidea, Temnopleuroida, Toxopneustidae. Bases 293 to 5860 code for a protein of 1855 amino acids. Gene Ontology annotation, molecular function: protein binding; semaphorin receptor activity.
AUUAUUAUAUUGGUAAUGGCUCGCUGGAAAAGGUUUUGAUAACAAUAUUUCGGGAAAAAACAGACCUAACAGCUAUUACUCACCAUUUAUUUAGCCAAAUGUCAGUAUAAAAAAGUAACUUGUCUUAAUUCCAUGCAGACAUGUUUAACAAACAAACUUGCUAUAAGACUAAGCUUUUUCGUGUUUUCUGAUUUUAUAAAAAGAGCUGCCUGAAAUGUCGUAUUCUGAUAUCUUUAUUUUUACAGCUUUGAUCUGAAAAUACAAGCCUACUUUGUAGGAAGCAUCCAGGAUCAUGACUCACAGUGUAUUGGGAAUAAUUCUAAUCCAGAUUCUGAUAUCAUGUCAGGUCGGAUCAAUCCAAUCAGCUCCUCUCUCCUCCUACUUGGUAUCUUCAUUUACACCUCCUUAUUCUGACUUCAACCUACCAUUCAACCACAUAGCGAUCAGCAGCAUCACUGGAGAUAUCUACAUAGGAGCACGAGAGCGGCUCUACCAACUCGACUCAGACCUGAAUCUCAAAGAGACUGUGAACACUGGAAAGUGUUCUUCUCCGAAUGAAGACCGUGUUAAUGAUAACAAACUCUUAAUUUCUGUGGUAACACCUCAGAACAAUACCCUUGUUAGUUUCGGAGGCUGUGGUGGCAAUUGCCAGACAAGAAACUUGGCUAAUAUAUCCGUUUUUCUGGGAUAUGUAGUUAAUACUGAAGGUGUUCUAGCUCCAGAAGACCUACCUACUGUCGGGGUACUUGCUCAUGUGGGUAAACGUAAUGGAUCAUUUAACUUUUUUAUUGGGGCCAGUGGUGGGCCUUCAGAUAACAGUUUCAUCUCAAAGCUCAAUUUAGAAUACCUCCAAUCACAGCAGCAUGUUCCCAAGAAUAGGCUAUCUGAUGAAUCAGCGAUGUUUAAGCAUCUUAUUUCUUACAAUGAUUAUCUAUACUAUUUCUUAUCGAGAUAUGAGAAAUCUUAUUUAGGACGUAUUUGUCGUGAUUCUCCCGACGUCGACUAUGCAUCUUACACGGAGAUAGAGCUGCAGUGUGGACAUGGUGGGUCUCAGAAUGUUAUUCAAUCAGCUUACAUUGGACCUGCAGGAUCCCAGUUAGCUGAGUCGAUGAAUAUCAACACCACGGAUGACUUAUUGUACGCGGUAUUUUCAUCUACACCUUCGUCUUCUCUUUGUGUGUAUAAGAUGAUCGAUGUCCAGCAGAGGUUCGAAGAUGCCAUCUUAGGGUGUAUUUUAGGGACGGACACCGGCACCGAGAAUAUGUUCAUAGAGGGAAGUGAAUGUAGAAAAUAUACUGCCACACCCCCGGAUUGGUACCAGUGUAGAGGUAUAUUUCCAGAUGGCUACGUAUUGUACAGGUAUGUCAGUGCAACAAAUCCCCUCUCUGCCUCACAUAUCAUCAUCAUCCAUGAUGUGAUUUCAACCUCAGUUGUGACCACCAUAGAAAGACAUCACACUAUGGCAUUCAUAGGAGAUACAGAAGGAAGCCUACAUAAGAUUAACAUAGUGAACAGUUCUUUUGGGUACGUUUAUGAAGAUGUCUCUCUUGGAGGUGGAUCUGUCUUACAAGAGAUGUUCCUUGAUGAAUCAAAGGAGCAACUUACACUUGCUACAAGUUCAGACCGAAACUCGACUCAGAAUCGGGUUGUUACAAUCGAUAUAGUCAGCUGUGGACAGUACCAGACCUGUGAGGAGUGCAUUGGUGAGGAUGGUGGAAAUGAUGGAGAUCCUUACUGUGGAUGGUGUACUCUAGAGGCAAGGUGUACCCGAUACGAAGAAUGUCAUUCCUCUGAUGAAUCUACUCGGUGGCUGUCUUACAAUGCCAUCCAGUGUGUAUCCAUCUCAGAUGUUCAGCCCGAUCAUAGACUACCAUAUCAAAUUACAGAACAAGAGAUCAUCAUUACUGUACAGCAGCUUCCAACCCUCAAAGCUAACCACCAAUACCGGUGUGCAUUCGACUCUUACGUGGUCAGUGCUGUUACAACGUCCGACACAGUAGUUUGUACAACUCCUCCUGUGGACGAAUUGCCUACAAUUCCUGAAGAAGAUGACCAUAAGAACUUGAUUCUUUCCAUUGUCUCAACGGAGACCAUAGUUUACUUCGUAAGCACGGAUUUAAUCCUGUUUGACUGCACCCAUCAUAAAUCUUGUUCGUCUUGUGUCUCGAGUCCAUGGCCAUGUGACUGGUGUGUUUAUGACAACAUGUGUACGCAUGUUAGCAGCUCAUGCCAGGACGGUGAAACAGUGGUGAUUGGAGAAAAUAAUCCCAUAGGGUCUGGAGACAAAGGACAGAUGUACUGUCCUCAGCUGAUUGGUACAUCAGAAACCUUCUUCAUACCAGUGAAUAUUAAUUCAAGUUUCUCACUUGUGGCGAGAAAUAUUCCUACAGAUAAAACAAAGAUCCAGGCAUUCGAUUGCAUUCUUCUUAUCGAUGGAGAUGAGACACGAGUAGAAACUGCAUUCGUCAAUGAAAGUUAUGUUAUGUGUGGGGCUAAAGAGUACAUGUAUGCUGACGACAUCCUUCAGAACAAUGUGAGCGUCUCCGUUCAAUGGAAUUACCAACACUAUAUAGAUGACCCGAAUGAUGCAUAUGUGACCCUGUACAAGUGUUCUGCCAACGGUGGAAGCUGUAGCCGGUGUCUAUCUCCGGAAGCAACACCUUCGUUCCUAAACUGCGGUUGGUGUGGGAACGACUGUAAUGUCAUUGAGAGUGAUGUUUGUCGGAGCAAUCCAUUUUUCAAUCAGAAUGAGACCAACCUUUGUUCAGCACCAGUCAUAACUGACUUUUAUCCCAUAUCAGGUCCAAUUAAUGGCAGUACAAGAUUGGAAAUCAUCGGAACCGACUUAGGAGUGGCAUUUAUUGAUAUACUAGAGGUUACUGUAGGAGAGUUGAUGUGUAGCCUGACUGACAUGGAUUCCUACUAUCAACCAGGGCAGAGUGUAAGUUGCCUAACUGGGGUAUCUCCCGCGGUAACAUCAGGACACAUCGCGAUUAAGAUAUGGUCUGGUAGUGAGACUAGGACCGGAAACAGUAUUGAACGGUUCCACUAUAGGGAUCCCAUGAUCUCGGGGUUUAGCCCCACUGAGGGACAGGCAGCGGGAGGGACCCGGGUCACCAUUGCAGGAAUGUACCUAAACACAGGAAGAAUCAUCGAAGCGAGAUUCGGAGCAGCACAAUGCAACGAAUUGAAGUUCGAAAAUUCGACGAUGACUUGUAUUACAAGCGGCAUAACCAAUACUGAAGAAACCUCUGCAAAAUUGAUCAUGUCAUUUGAUGAAGUGGAAAGAAUGUUUGAGGAUUACAGCUUUACCUACAAAGUAAACCCGGUAAUAAUGAAUAUAGGCACGCACAAAUCCAUUCUGUCAGGAGGCAUUGAUAUCAAAGUAACGGGAGAAAGAUUUGAUCUGAUCCAGGAGCCUAGGGUUCUCGUUACUUCACUCACGACGAAUGCCACCAGAUCCGAGGAGUGCAAUGGAACGGAUACUCUUCUUAUUUGUCCUACUCCAAGUUUCCCUGAUGACGUCAUACCUAACAGAAGAAGACGAGCAGUAAAUGACACAAUAGAGGCAAAUCUGGCCUUUGACUUCGAUGGAUACAUUAUCGAUGGCGGCCUCAUUGAAUACUACUCAGACCCUCUCUAUUACAGCUUUGGUGGAUCAGACAGAAUCUAUGAAAGCGGAAACAGUCGACUUGAGAUCGAAGGAAUGAACCUUAACUUAGCCAGCACGGAAGAUGAUGUCACAGUUUUGAUAGGUCCUGAUGAUGUCUGUGAUGUAGAUGAUCUUGAGACUGAUGUGUUACGAUGUCAGCUACCGGAGAAGAAGCCUCAACCUGGUAACAUCAAUGGAACAGUUGAACCCGGACCUACUCAAGGGUUACCAGCUGUCACGGUAUUCCAUGGAAAUCUGGUAUUCUAUCCUGGCUACGUAGAUUACUCGACGACAACCAUUAACGUUGGUCUCAUUGUCGGUAUUGUACUUGGUGUUGCUGUGUUCGUCAUCAUUGUCCUUGUCGUGGUAGGCGUCAUUCUCUACAGACGAAGUCACCAGAAUAUAAGCAAACAAGUCCGUGAGAUUGAGAUGUUAGAGAAGAAGAUCCAAGGUCGAGUGCAAACAGCUUUUCAUGAACUACAGACUGACAUGUCUGAAGUAGAGGAGCAAAUCGGUCAUCUUGGUGUACCAUUUGCGAAUGCACUGGAUUACUUAAAGAAUAUGCUCUUUGCAGGCUUGGCUAUUCUUCCACCAACCACAGACCCUGAGUAUUUGAACUCUGAUCUUGAGACAGCGAUGAUCAUGUUUUCAAGGCACCUUAGUAAUCCAGACUUCUUGACCAACUACAUCAAACAUAUUGAGGAACAAAGGAAAACGCAGCGAAGAGAUAGGGUCAACAUUGCCUCUCUUAUAACCACCGUAUUGAUUACAGAAGGAAAGUUUGGAUAUUUCACAGAAACUCUCUUCAAGUUGUUGGAAGAAUGCAUCGAGGAAGGUGCAGAGAGCGGAAGAGCUAAAUCGCUCUUUAGGAGGAAUGAGACAAUCGUUGAAAAACUCCUCUCCAACUGGAUAGCAAUCUGCAUGUAUCGAUACCUCAAGCGUCAUGCGGCCGAACCUCUGUACUUGCUUUACCAGUCCAUCAAGAUACAGGUUGAGAAAGGACCGAUUGAUAUCACUACAGGACAGUCUGUCUUCUCAUUGAACUUUGAAUGCCUCUUGGAAGAAGAAGUGGAAUUCAACGAACUGACCUUAUCGGUUGUUGGCAGGGACAAAAUACACCUGUACUACGUCAAGGUUCUUGAUGUUGAUUGCAUGACUCAAGUAAAACAGAAGAUACUGGACGCUGCGUACAGAAACAGCCACAUCGUACAGCAAAACAGGGCUCACGAGAUGGAUCUCCUGUGGUAUCAUCCUGGUGGGGAAGAGAGGGUCUUGAAAGAUCAAGAUGAAUUCAACAAACUUGUAGAGAACUCCAAAGGCGCAUGUUACAUCAAUACAAUCAAGACAUAUGCGGUUCCAGACAGUAGCAGAGUGGCCCUUAUUACCAAGUCAUCCACCAAUGACGCACGGGUAUACGAGCCUGUGACCCCAGGGGUGCAACUCUUCCAACAAUAUGUUGAGGAAACAGGAACCGAUGAUAUUCCCAGCAGAGACUACGUACGAGUCCGUACGAUGGAUGCCAGCGGACAACGACUCAUCCACUUAGUUCCUGAGAACCAAGUUCCUACGGACAGCAGCAGUAAAUACAAGACUAAACUUGAUCGUGAAUUCUUGGCACCUCGUUUGCUUGUCACCAAGAAAACAAUCCAACCGCGCCUUGACGGGUUCCUGACAUGCGUCUUCAUAAAGCCGGCCGAAACACGACGCACCAUCAAGCAUCUCUUUGACUUCUUUGAUAAGAUGGCGGACAAGUACUGCGACGAGAAGCAAGAGGAGAUUGCAGAAGCUUGGAAGAGCAGCAGUCUACCACUGCACUACUGGAUGACCACUUUGACCCACCCAUCUUACGUCUUCGACAUGCGUCAGUCAAGGUCUGCUGAUCAGAGUGUAUCGGUCCUGGCUAACAUGCUGGACAAUGCAUGCAAGAAGAUCCGAUCUGAAAAUACCAAGGAUUCUGCACUCAAUCGAGUACUGUUUUACAAGGAUCUACCUGGAUACAUCGCUACCAUUGGCGAUUACUAUGAGAGCAUUAAAGGACUGACGCAACCAACGGCAGAAGAACUCCAAGAGGAAUUCCAAACCAUAGCAAAUGAUUUUUCUGGUCUGUUCAGUCGAGUAGCAACCCUUAAAAAGUUGUACGACUUCACCGCUAAUGAUGCAGGCUCUCUAUUGGAUUCGGUCACAGAAAAGAUGCCAAACGAGGGAUAGCUGUUAGCAUGUCUCAUCUCGAUCUGCAGAUAUUACUAGUAUAGAUGUUCACGAUAGCAUUUGAGUCAAUAUUGAUUUUAUGAUUUUGUAAUAUUACAAUCAUACUCAGAAAUGUAUUUCAUAACCUACCGUAUUUCACAUAAUAUAAUCAAGCGUUGCAUUUGGGCUCCCCAUUUCUAUUACAUAUGUGAAAAUACCUAAUUAAUACAUUUUUGUACCAGCUAUAUACAUAGGUGGUUUGAAUAUAAAAAAAUAACCGGCUGUUUUCGACUCGCCAUACGGCUGCCGUAGAGCAAAUGUGACUGGGGUAUUAAUCUUGAAACGCUGUGUUUAAUGAUAACAUGUCUUAUUGUAUACAUAUAUAUAGUUUGUUUAAGCGGCGCCAUUAUGUUCAAAUUUAUUUCAAAUAUUAUCAGCGUUGUAUGCCCCCCCCCCAAAAAAAAAAAAAAUGUUGAUUAAUCUAGACGUUUUCGUCUAUCAUGUCAAUACUGCUACAAUAGGUGUAUUACUUUUGGUUUUCAAUUGAACGAACUUGAUUUCUCCAAAAUGUAAUGAAAUUUAUGUUUAGGAUAUUGAUUAUCAUUAUUGUGUGUUCUGUGGUGUAAAAUUAAUUCCCUACUUGGUCUACUCACCGACGCAGGUGCCUCAUGCUUCAAUUUUAUCCGCAAUGUGUCCACAAAAGUCAAAACUCCACUGAAGUUCGGAGCGAAAUUAUCCAGUAGAUAUUUAACUAAAGUUACUAAACAAAGGAGGAAGCGAUCAACUUAAAGCUAGUUCUUCACGCUCUUGUUAACUGGCGGAUGAUCUAUGAAUCGCAGCGAAAGUGAAGUCCAAAGUUAUUGCACAAAUCCCAUGAAAAUGAAACUUGUCGAUGUUAUCUUGUCCGUGAUAAAUAACGAACGAAUAUUUUACCAUGGUACACAAUGAACGAAUGAAAUAAUCCACAUUAUGUGUCCACAGAUGCUAUUCCAGAAUAUGUAACAUCCAAGAUAGAAGUAACGUUAGAACUCCAAAUAUGAAAAUCCAGUAUAUAGUGUGUAAACCACGAGGUUAGUUAUUUACAUGUAUAUCCUACGUCAUGCAAUCAACAAGUUUACUCCUCGAGAUCACGAGAAGAAGUAGGGCAAAUCAAGCCAGACCUUGACUUAAAAUGAUUGGUUGAACCAAAGUUUGUUGACCAUUUACAAAAGCUGUCAUACGUCGGUAGUUCCCCCCCCCCC